AGUCACAUGACGAUAUCCUUAGCAGACGAAAAGUUUGUUGAUUAUACUACAAUAUAUUUGGUGAUUUUGAAUCUUUUCAGAAGUUAUGGUUCAGGGACUUGAGGGAGUAAAGAAUUCGUUAGGCCACUUGGUGAUAGAUGAAGAUGGUGCUGUUCAACACUCGAGUGGUGAGCUUGAAAAUGAUGAAAAUUCAGCCAAUAUCUUUAUGGAUAUAGUAAAAAUCGCAUUAUCAACGGCAGAUAAAACUUUUAAACGUCUUUGCAUUGUCUGGUGUGAUGUUUCUUAUGUAAUAACAAUUUCUAAUUACAAGAUCUACGUUGUUAAACGACCUACCCAAGAAUAUAUUGAAAACCCAACAGUUUAA
This is a messenger RNA of Dimorphilus gyrociliatus, 364 nucleotides long. The record is from the annotation of a GenBank genome assembly. NCBI's taxonomy places the organism in Eukaryota, Metazoa, Annelida, Polychaeta, Dinophilidae.